AUGGAACAUCAUAAACAAACUAUUCAACUUUCGGAUCAUGUUAAAAAUAAACUUCGACUAUAUCAACCAACUCCAAUGAGUCUUUCGUCCGAUGAAUUAGCUCUAUCAGAUAAUUCGGAUGAUGAUGUUUUCCUAGGUUCAUCAACUCCCGAAGGACCUCAUCGUAGACGUAGUAGUACAUUUGUAACUUAUGAAAUUCGACCACCAUCAAAAACUCAAUCUGUUCCAUCAAAUAAAAAUAUUCAUUCAAAAGUAAAUCUAAGUCCUAAAUCUCAAGAAUCAUGUUCUGAAUGUCAACGUCGAGAAAAUGUUCUUCACAAUGAACAUGAACGUUUAUUACAUGUUUAUAAUGAAAAUAGAAAAUUAAAUGAACAACUUCGUCUAGCAACUUUAACUAAUCAUCAAUAUCAAGAAGAAAAUUCUAAGCUAAAACAACAUUUAACAAAAAUGAAUACACAUCUUAAAGAAUAUCAAGUUAAUUAUGAUUUACUGAAAGAUAAACUAACAUUGGAAAAAAUUAAUCAACCAAAACAAAAUAUUCCAACUGAUCCAAUAAAAAGACUUCGACAUGAAUUACAAAUAUAUAAUGAAGUUAUAGCAGCAAAACAACAAAAAGAACAAGAACAAAUCGAUUAUUAUUCUUUUCAAAGUUGGACACCAAAAAAAUAA
Messenger RNA from Adineta steineri, 669 nucleotides. NCBI's taxonomy places the organism in Eukaryota, Metazoa, Rotifera, Eurotatoria, Adinetida, Adinetidae. The record is from the annotation of a GenBank genome assembly.